Sitodiplosis mosellana (orange wheat blossom midge) is the source of this 1338-nucleotide messenger RNA. Its product is annotated as dynein assembly factor with WDR repeat domains 1. The coding region runs from base 80 to 1252 and encodes 390 amino acids. Gene Ontology annotation, molecular function: ubiquitin binding. NCBI's taxonomy places the organism in Eukaryota, Metazoa, Arthropoda, Insecta, Diptera, Cecidomyiidae. Gene Ontology annotation, cellular component: cytoplasm; nucleus. The record is from RefSeq and is a predicted model, not a curated record. Gene Ontology annotation, biological process: ubiquitin recycling; proteasome-mediated ubiquitin-dependent protein catabolic process. The transcript has 8 exons.
ACUCAAUCGAAUUUAUUUGAGAUAUUAUCCACCAGGAAUUGGAUUAUCUUUUUCAAAUGGACAAGUAGAGUACAUCAAAAUGAUAGACUGUCUUGAUUUGAGAAUCAGCACAAAUAUAGAGCAAAAGGCUGUAGAUAUAUGUGCAAACGAAGUGCUAUUAUGCGAAGAAUACUUACCAGAGUUGAGAACAUCACUGCGCAAACUGCAGAAAAAAUUACAUCUACCGGUCAAAAAUAAAUUCUACCAUUUCAAAUCAUUGAAAACGAAUCUAUUCCCACUCACGAAUGUUGCUUUCAAUAAAGAAGGGAGCAGUUGUGUUAUAGGAAGUUAUGAUAGAACGGCCAGAUUAUGGAAUGUUGAAACUGGAACGGAGCUAAACGUACUUCAAGGGCACAAAAAUGCUGUUUUUGCCGUUCAAUAUAAUUAUCCGGCUUGCGAUAAAAUUUCGACCACUUCAUUUGAUAAAACUUCAAAAUUAUGGGCGACUUCGAAUGGCACUUGCUUGCAAACAUUUCAUGGACAUACUGCAGAAGUUGUUGCAUCGGAGUUCAAUCAAUUAUCAACGCUAUUGGUGACCGCAUCGAUGGAUUCAACCGCUAGGGUGUACGAUAUUGAAACUGGCAUAGAAAUUCAUUCCUUUUUGAACCAUGGUGGAGAAGUUAUUGCUGCCCAUUUUCACAAGAACGAAAAUAUAAUUUUAACGGGAUCAUUCGAUUCAAAUGCAUACUUGUGGGAUUUAAGAACAAAAGACUUGAUCAUGCGGCUGGAAGGACAUAUGGCAGAACUCAGUAAUUGUAUUUGGAAUUAUGAUCACUCGCUCAUAGCAACUGGCUCAAUCGACGCAACGGCACGUGUCUGGGAUAUCCGAGGGGGAAUAAGUUCGUUAUGCCAUGUUAUUGAUGGUCACAACGAUGAAGUACUUGACAUUUGCUUCAAUUACACUGGCACAUCAUUGGCUACGUGCAGUAAUGAUCACAGCUCCAAAAUAUGGAGUGUAAAAGACGAUUUUCAUUUAAUUUCUACAAUGUCUGGACAUGAAGCUGAAGUGUCACGGGUAAGAUUUAAUCCUGCUGGGAAUUUGGUGCUCACCGCAUCAGCUGAUAAAACAGCCCGAGUGUGGUUUACUGAAACCGGUAUAUGCUCACAAGUCUUAAGUGGGCACACAGACGAAGUGAUUUCUUGCGAAUUUAGUUAUCCAGGAAAUGCCAUUUUAACGGCAUCUAAAGAUAACACAUGUAAAAUCUGGAGAUGACACGACUGGUUUGAUAUGCUUGACCUCUCCGCAUCAGAUUAAUUUGUACUUACGUGUGCAGCAAAAAUUGCUCAAAGAAAAAAAAA